AUGGAAGGCGACUUGGCAUCGAUUUGUUCUUUAAAGUAUCUGGAACAUUCAAAAAUGUUCCUACUAUUUCGAUUAUCCCCCAUCAUCACAUUCCCUUUUUAUUUAUUGGCCACAUUUCUAAUUUUAAGAAACAAGUCGAAGAUAGUACAGGCUGUAAGGAAACAGUUCUUGAAGCAGAUAGUGAUAAAUUUCAUAUUUGUGAUUCUUCUCGCUGUUAUCGUAUGUCCGAUAUUAGAGCCACCGAUACCCGGUUAUUAUAUGACGGGGUUGUUGGCAAUUUUUGAGAUGAAUGUCGCGUUGCCGUUAGUUUUGAUGACGCAUGUUGUUCUGUUGGUGGCACUUUCCAUCCUCCAACUUGUCAAACAUCAACUUAUCACCCUCUCCGACCUCCGCUUCACCAAAAAGUUUGAUCUCAUUGUCAAAAUUAUCCGAAAAAUGUAUCAGUGUUGCUACCUGCUCAUGGUCAUCGUGGCAAUCUCGAUACUCCCUGCACUCACAAUUCACUUUGAGCUAAACGAGUUCCGAGAGCAAGCAUUUCUCUACUACAAAAAUCCAUUCGUCAUGUGUAAGGACAUGUUUAUCGCGGACCAUCGUAACUGGAAGAUUUAUACUCCAUAUUUCUGCUCGAUAACUUUUGGUGUUGUUUGUUCAAUCACUGGCAUCACGAGUGUCAUUACUUGUCUGCUCAUGAUUUAUGAGUCGAGAAAGAUGGUGUCGAGGGAAACGUUGAUUAUGCAGAGGAAUUUUACCGGGGUUUUGAUUUAUCAGGCUCUGGUUUACAUCACUUUUAUCAUUGUACCAGUCGGAGUUAUCUCAACACUUUUUUAUGCAGACAUUCAUAUUCAAGACAAUGGUAUCGCCUUCCUCCUCAUGAUCUGCUGCCAGGGUGCCAUCAACAACCUAAUGCACAUCGUCCCAGGCAUUCAUAAACUCUUCUGCCGCAAGAAACAAAAACCAACGUCAAGAUGUGGAAAGGAUAUCGCAAUGUGGUCCUCCACGCCAUCUGUUGUUGUCACAUGA
Molecule: messenger RNA, 1020 nt
Organism: Caenorhabditis remanei
Lineage: Eukaryota; Metazoa; Nematoda; Chromadorea; Rhabditida; Rhabditidae
Exons: 5
Coding region: 1-1020 (339 amino acids)
Source: RefSeq, a predicted model, not a curated record